Miniopterus natalensis is the source of this 1513-nucleotide messenger RNA. The record is from RefSeq and is a predicted model, not a curated record. Lineage: Eukaryota; Metazoa; Chordata; Mammalia; Chiroptera; Miniopteridae.
AUUUUACUUGUAUAUUAUACUUAAACAUAUUUUAAGUUUGCCUUCAAUUUCCUGAGAAGUGUUUUUCUCCUUAACCAAAAUAAAAUAAUAUACAAUGAGUCUUGGAUCUGGGGAAACAAAAGUUCCGGCUCUUUCUGCUAGCAAGAGCAGGAACCUCAUCUCUCUUGUUCACUGUUAUUUUCCUGGAGCCUAGCAAUAGUGCAUGACACAAGUACUCGGAAAAGUAUUUGUUUAAUGAAUGAUUAAAUGAGCUGCCUUUUAAUGGCUUUUGUGAGUGUUUUUUUUAAGUUCACUUUUUAUGUUAAGCCAAGCAUUACUACCUUAUGAAUUAUAGCAGAAUGCUGAAGAGCAGGACUCUGUGGAAUUAAGUGCUUGAAUGACCCGCAUAGAGAGAAAUACAGUUUUUCUGUAGAGGGGUGUUGGUAGGGAAUGUCCCCUGGGUGUGCCAAACCCACUAAAACAUUCCCACCUUUUGCAUCUCCCCCAGGAGCACUCACUGUGGGCCUUGUGCGACAGUGUCAAACAAUCCAUGGACGAGACCGAACGUGCAUCCCACCUCGGCUUCCUCCGGAGUGGGUCACCACACUGUUUUUCAUCAUCAUGGGAAUCAUUUCAUUGACUGUCACAUGUGGCUUGCUAGUGGCUUCCCACUGGCGAAGAGAAGCUACCAAAUAUGCUCGAUGGAUAGCGUUCACUGGAAUGAUCCUUUUCUGUAUGGCUGCCCUAAUAUUUCCAAUAGGAUUUUACAUCAAUGAAGUCGGAGGUCAACCUUAUAAAUUACCCAACAACACAGUAGUUGGGUCAUCAUAUGUACUUUUUGUCUUAUCAAUUUUCUUUACAAUAGUAGGACUUCUAUUUGCUGGCAAAGUUUGUUUACCAGGCUGAUGAAUGUCUAAAUUGCUUGACUUUUUUAUUAUUUUUUAUUUUAUUUUAUUUUUAUUUUUGGAGGGCGGGGAGGACAAGGGCAAGCAUCUGAGUGGUCCUCGCUUAGGGAGAUGCUUAGAUGCAACUGAUGCUGGAAAGAAAAAGAAAAGGAAAAUGCUUUGAUUUGUUCUCACUAUGCACUUUGGAUUUUUAAAAAAUGAGAGCCUUUUCCAUAACCAAAUACAGACAAUAUUGACUAAACCACCUGAGCAUAUAUUCAGGCAGUCAGGUCUGCACUGUGAUAGCCACCUAGUGAAGGAGAAUGCUUUCUGCUGAAAAGCAUGUGGCCCUUUGUGACUGUUGUUCCGUUUUUAACGUCUAAUGAUUCAUUUGAGGGGGGGAAUAAUUCUAAGUAUUUAUGAAUCAUGGUGGACCAGAGGGAUGCAAGAGAAGUUCCUGUGGGGCUGGCCUCACCUCCUAAGAAAUUAGUGUUCACUGCUUCCUUGUAGUAGUAUGAGCCUUUGGCACCAGGAGGGAUUGCCGUUGCGUUACUGCACCAAGAAGCCAAUAGAUAAAACUUGUUUGCUAAAAUGUAUGUAAAAAUUCUGAAAUUCCCUAUUCUCUGUCUACAAAAAAAAAAAAAUCAAAC